This is a messenger RNA of Pieris macdunnoughi, 312 nucleotides long. The record is from the annotation of a GenBank genome assembly. Lineage: Eukaryota; Metazoa; Arthropoda; Insecta; Lepidoptera; Pieridae.
AUGUCAGGGUCUUCUUCAGAUUCAGAAAUUAGUGCAUGUAGUUCUAAAUUUGAUCCUGUUAAAGCACUCUAUUCUGACAAACUAAAGUUACCGGUUGCCGGUGCGCCAUUGUACGAAAACAUUCAGCAGUUCGAAGCUGCCUUGGAGAAACAAGAAGAUAUUAUUCCAGUAGGUCAUGGACAUCUUGUAAAAUUGAGGGAAGAAGAGAAAGAAAGAAAGAAAUUAGAAGAAAAACAACAAUUAGAAGAUAAAAAUAGACAGCGUUUUGCAAAAUAUGAAGGUAGGGAAUUUGAGGUUAUGUAUUUGUUAUGA